GCUGAUUCUAGUAACUCUUCCUGCUCUCACCAGCACAGGCUGAUUUGAAUUUCUAGGCUUCAGUUUAUUGCAAUGGGGUUUCACGUCCUGCUAAGUGUGUUGGCACUGCUGCUGAUCAAUGGUGUCAGCACUGUAACAUCGGCUACGGUUCCUCCAAGUAUGGCCUCCACCACAACAUCAAGAAGCACUGCUGGUGUCAGCACUUUAACCACGACUACUGUUCCUCCAAGUACAACCUCCACCACUACAUCAAGAAGCACGACUGGUAUCAUCUCCCCAACCACUACUACUCUUCUGAGUAUGAUCUCCACCACUAAAUCAACUGGUGUGAGCUCUGUAACCUCAACUACUGCUCCUACAAGCACAACCUCCACCGCUGGAUCAAGAAGCACCACUGGUGUCAGCUCCAUAACCUCAACUACUGCUCCUACAAGCACGACCUCCACCACUAAUUCAAGGAGCACUACUGGAGUCAGCACGGUAACAUCAACUACAAGCACAACCUCCACAGCUGGAUCAAGAAGCACCACUGGUGUCAGCUCCAUAACCUCAACUACUGCUCCUACAAGCACGACCUCCACCACUAAUUCAAGGAGCACUACUGGUGUCAGCGCCGUACCAUCAACCACUGUUCCUACAAGCAUGACCUCCACCGCUAAUUCGAGAAGCACUACUGGUGUCAGCACCGUAACCACUGCAUCAAGAAGCACGACUGGUGUCAGCUCCAUAACCUCAACUACUGCUCCAACCUCAACCACUGGAUCAAGAAGCACGACGGGUGUCAGCGCCGUAACAUCCACCACUGCUUCUACAAGCACAGCCUCGACUGCUGGAUCAAGAAGCACCACAAGUGUCAGCUCCGUAACCUCAACUACUGCUCCUACAAGCACGACCUCCACCACUAAUUCAAGGAGCACUACUGGAGUCAGCACGGUAACAUCAACUACAAGCACAACCUCCACAGCUGGAUCAAGAAGCACCACUGGUGUCAGCUCCGUAACCUCAACUACUGCUCCUACAAGCACGGCCUCCACCGCUAAUUCGAGAAGCACUACUGGUGUCAGCACUGUAACCUCAACUACGGCUCCUACAACCUCCACCACUGCAUCAAGGAGCACGACCGGUGUCAGCACCGCAAAAUCAACCACUGUUCCUACAAGCACAGCCUCCACUGCUGGAUCAAGGAGCACCCCUGGUGUCAGCUCCGUAACCUCAACUACUGCUCCUACAAGCACGACCUCCACCACUAAUUCAAGGAGCACUACUGGUGUCAGCGCCGUACCAUCAACCACUGUUCCUACAAGCAUGACCUCCACCGCUAAUUCGAGAAGCACUACUGGUGUCAGCACCGUAACCACUGCAUCAAGAAGCACGACUGGUGUCAGCUCCAUAACCUCAACUACUGCUCCAACCUCAACCACUGGAUCAAGAAGCACGACGGGUGUCAGCGCCGUAACAUCCACCACUGCUUCUACAAGCACAGCCUCGACUGCUGGAUCAAGAAGCACCACUGGUGUCAGCUCCGUAACCUCAACUACUGCUCCUACAAGCACGACCUCCACCACUAAUUCAAGGAGCACUACUGGAGUCAGCACGGUAACAUCAACUACAAGCACAACCUCCACAGCUGGAUCAAGAAGCACCACUGGUGUCAGCUCCGUAACCUCAACUACUGCUCCUACAAGCACGGCCUCCACCGCUAAUUCGAGAAGCACUACUGGUGUCAGCACUGUAACCUCAACUACGGCUCCUACAACCUCCACCACUGCAUCAAGGAGCACGACCGGUGUCAGCACCGCAAAAUCAACCACUGUUCCUACAAGCACAGCCUCCACUGCUGGAUCAAGGAGCACCCCUGGUGUCAGCUCCGUAACCUCAACUACUGCUCCUACAAGCACGACCUCCACCACUAAUUCAAGGAGCACUACUGGUGUCAGCGCCGUACCAUCAACCACUGUUCCUACAAGCAUGACCUCCACCGCUAAUUCGAGAAGCACUACUGGUGUCAGCACCGUAACCACUGCAUCAAGAAGCACGACUGGUGUCAGCUCCAUAACCUCAACUACUGCUCCAACCUCAACCACUGGAUCAAGAAGCACGACGGGUGUCAGCGCCGUAACAUCCACCACUGCUUCUACAAGCACAGCCUCGACUGCUGGAUCAAGAAGCACCACUGGUGUCAGCUCCGUAACCUCAACUACUGCUCCUACAAGCACGACCUCCACCACUAAUUCAAGGAGCACUACUGGAGUCAGCACGGUAACAUCAACUACAAGCACAACCUCCACAGCUGGAUCAAGAAGCACCACUGGUGUCAGCUCCGUAACCUCAACUACUGCUCCUACAAGCACGGCCUCCACCGCUAAUUCGAGAAGCACUACUGGUGUCAGCACUGUAACCUCAACUACGGCUCCUACAACCUCCACCACUGCAUCAAGGAGCACGACCGGUGUCAGCACCGCAAAAUCAACCACUGUUCCUACAAGCACAGCCUCCACUGCUGGAUCAAGGAGCACCCCUGGUGUCAGCUCCGUAACCUCAACUACUGCUCCUACAAGCACGACCUCCACCACUAAUUCAAGGAGCACUACUGGUGUCAGCGCCGUACCAUCAACCACUGUUCCUACAAGCAUGACCUCCACCGCUAAUUCGAGAAGCACUACUGGUGUCAGCACCGUAACCACUGCAUCAAGAAGCACGACUGGUGUCAGCUCCAUAACCUCAACUACUGCUCCAACCUCAACCACUGGAUCAAGAAGCACGACGGGUGUCAGCGCCGUAACAUCCACCACUGCUUCUACAAGCACAGCCUCGACUGCUGGAUCAAGAAGCACCACUGGUGUCAGCUCCGUAACCUCAACUACUGCUCCUACAAGCACGACCUCCACCACUAAUUCAAGGAGCACUACUGGAGUCAGCACGGUAACAUCAACUACAAGCACAACCUCCACAGCUGGAUCAAGAAGCACCACUGGUGUCAGCUCCGUAACCUCAACUACUGCUCCUACAAGCACGGCCUCCACCGCUAAUUCGAGAAGCACUACUGGUGUCAGCACUGUAACCUCAACUACGGCUCCUACAACCUCCACCACUGCAUCAAGGAGCACGACCGGUGUCAGCACCGCAAAAUCAACCACUGUUCCUACAAGCACAGCCUCCACUGCUGGAUCAAGGAGCACCCCUGGUGUCAGCUCCGUAACCUCAACUACUGCUCCUACAAGCACGACCUCCACCACUAAUUCAAGGAGCACUACUGGUGUCAGCGCCGUACCAUCAACCACUGUUCCUACAAGCAUGACCUCCACCGCUAAUUCGAGAAGCACUACUGGUGUCAGCACCGUAACCACUGCAUCAAGAAGCACGACUGGUGUCAGCUCCAUAACCUCAACUACUGCUCCAACCUCAACCACUGGAUCAAGAAGCACGACGGGUGUCAGCGCCGUAACAUCCACCACUGCUUCUACAAGCACAGCCUCGACUGCUGGAUCAAGAAGCACCACUGGUGUCAGCUCCGUAACCUCAACUACUGCUCCUACAAGCACGACCUCCACCACUAAUUCAAGGAGCACUACUGGAGUCAGCACGGUAACAUCAACUACAAGCACAACCUCCACAGCUGGAUCAAGAAGCACCACUGGUGUCAGCUCCGUAACCUCAACUACUGCUCCUACAAGCACGGCCUCCACCGCUAAUUCGAGAAGCACUACUGGUGUCAGCACUGUAACCUCAACUACGGCUCCUACAACCUCCACCACUGCAUCAAGGAGCACGACCGGUGUCAGCACCGCAAAAUCAACCACUGUUCCUACAAGCACAGCCUCCACUGCUGGAUCAAGAAGCACCCCUGGUGUCAGCUCCGUAACCUCAACUACUGCUCCUACAAGCACGACCUCCACCACUAAUUCAAGGAGCACUACUGGUGUCAGCGCCGUACCAUCAACCACUGUUCCUACAAGCAUGACCUCCACCGCUAAUUCGAGAAGCACUACUGGUGUCAGCACCGUAACCUCAACUACGGCUCCUGCAACCUCCGCCACUGCAUCAAGAAGCACGACUGGUGUCAGCUCCAUAACCUCAACUACUGCUCCAACCUCAACCACUGGAUCAAGAAGCACAACGGGUGUCAGCGCCGUAACAUCCACCACUGCUUCUACAAGCACAGCCUCGACUGCUGGAUCAAGAAGCACCACAAGUGUCAGCUCCGUAACCUCAACUACUGCUCCUACAAGCACGACCUCCACCACUAAUUCAAGGAGCACUACUGGAGUCAGCACGGUAACAUCAACUACAAGCACAACCUCCACAGCUGGAUCAAGAAGCACCACUGGUGUCAGCUCCGUAACCUCAACUACUGCUCCUACAAGCACGGCCUCCACCGCUAAUUUGAGAAGCACUACUGGAGUCAGCACUGUAACAUCAACUACAAGCACAACCUCCACAGCUGGAUCCAGAAGCACCACUGGUGCCAGUUCUGUAACCUCAACUCCUGUUCCCACAAGCAUGACCUCCACCACCGGAUCAAGAAGCACUACUGGUGUCAGCUCCGUACCAUCCACCACUGCCACUACAAGCCCAACCUCCACUGCUGGAUCAAGAAGCCCCACAGGUGUCAGCACCGUAACUACUGUUCCUACAAGCACAAGCUCCACCGCUAAUUCAAGGAGCACUACUGGUGGAAGCACCGCAACCACAACUACUACAAGUAGGACCACCGCUACAACACCAAGAAGCAAUAUCAGUGGCAACACAACUACUAUAAGAGGCUCUAGUCCUUAAUGAAGAAGCCUUACUGGCAGAAGAAAAUCUCCAGGCUCAGAUGCCAAAUCAAAAUACUGCAUUGUCUGUUUUCUUUCUUUGUGUAAUAAACCUCAUAUAAUUCUUUAAAUAUUUCCUUUAAGCAUAUGAAUAAAAAGACUGAAGAGCUUUAA
Molecule: messenger RNA, 4928 nt
Organism: Pygocentrus nattereri (red-bellied piranha)
Lineage: Eukaryota; Metazoa; Chordata; Actinopteri; Characiformes; Serrasalmidae
Product: mucin-22-like
Exons: 72
Coding region: 73-4776 (1567 amino acids)
Source: RefSeq, a predicted model, not a curated record